Messenger RNA from Chenopodium quinoa (quinoa), 1573 nucleotides. Its product is annotated as ABC transporter G family member 41-like. Gene Ontology annotation, cellular component: membrane. The record is from RefSeq and is a predicted model, not a curated record. Lineage: Eukaryota; Viridiplantae; Streptophyta; Magnoliopsida; Caryophyllales; Amaranthaceae. The coding region runs from base 746 to 1141 and encodes 131 amino acids. The transcript is spliced from 6 exons. Gene Ontology annotation, molecular function: ABC-type transporter activity.
CUCCCCUCUCUCUCCUCCAUUGAAGCAUACUCGAAAUUCUCCAUUGAAGGGGCUUCUGAGCUUUCUCUCCUCCACUAAAGUAGUCUCAAAGGGUUUGGUUUGUGGAACGUACUCGAAAUUCUCCAUUGAAGUGGCUUCGGACUUUCUGAGCUUUCUCUCCUCCAUUGAAGCAGUCUCUAAGGUUAGAUUUGCUUCCUCGGGAUUCACAAUGAGGUCAGUUUUAUCAAGUUCUAACUCUGUUUCAACUUAAGUAGGGGUUUUCAAUUUUUUGGAAUUAUUUUGGAUUUUUUGGUCGAUUUGUUCGAGAAUGUUCACUUUUUGUGUUCCAUGAAUCGGGUUUACAAGAUUUGAGGAAUACCUAGUUCAAAAUUUGAUGGUUUACACUGUUUUUUGAUGCUAAAUUGAUGGAUCAAAACCCUAAAUCUUCAGUUAGGGUUCCAUAAAUCUCAAGUACUGUUGUUCAUUUCGUGCAUUUUGCUUUGAUUUUCUUUGUUUCGGGAUUGAGGGGAAAUUUCUUUGUUAAAUGUAUUGGCAGAGAAAUUUAAGAAUAUUGCACAAGAAUUUUCUAUCUUAACAUCACAUAUGCGAUUUUCUGAAUAUUGAAGCUAUUCUCUGUGUAAAGAGUUAAAAGUAUGUUAUAUUUUAGCUGCAAAUACAAUCUUGAUAUAUUUAAAGGUAAUGCCUUAUAUAUUUACAUUAGCCCUUUGUUCAUUGAACUGGGAGAAAAGAUGAACAAAGUGUGUUCAUGAUCUUUGGUUCGAUGUAUGCUGCUGUGUUGUUCUUGGGACUAAACAAUUGUUCUACUGUUAUUCCAUACAUUACAGCAGAUAGAACUGUCGUUUAUCGGGAAAAAUUUGCAGGGAUGUACUCCUCGUGGGUUUAUUGUUUUGCACAGGUAUUAUUUAUCAGCGUACAAGUUGUUCUGGUACUUCUAUGCCAUGUUUUGUACUCUGGUGUAUUCGAUAUGAUGCUCGCAUCAUUGACAGCGAACUACCAACUGGCUACAAUUAUAGGAGCAUCUACCUAUUCGUUGAUGAAUUUAUUUGCUGGAUUUUUGAUACCUCUACCGAUGAUGAAAGGAAGGCAGGGACAACAACAAGAUAUAGCUGGUCCUUGUAGUACUGUGAAUUUUGCAGCCUGAUGACAAUAUGAAAUCUCAAAGCCUGCCAGAAUCCAGAAUUUGGUGAACAACUAUUCACAAUUUGUUUCAUUUCCCAUCUACACAUGGCUAGAAAAAUCAAGAACUGUGGAGAACAACAGUAGCAGUGCAGACAGAAGACACACAACAGCAAGAACACCUUGCAACACACUGCAUGCAACAUAACAGGCAUGCAGAAGCAGAGACAAGCUAGCAGCAUGCAGCACAGAAACCAGCAGCCUGAACCAACACACACCACACACCAGCCAGAAACAGAAAGCAGUAGCCAGCAACAGCUAAACACACCCUGCAAACAGAAACCAGCAACCAGACACAAAGCAAGCAACACAACCAAUAGAAAACAACAGCUUACAAAAGGAAAGUAGACCUUGCUGUUAAAUCAAGGGCUCAGCUUCUCCAGACCUUGAUUCUGUA